Naegleria fowleri is the source of this 2718-nucleotide messenger RNA. RefSeq lists its product as uncharacterized. The record is from RefSeq and is a predicted model, not a curated record. Gene Ontology annotation, biological process: glycoprotein catabolic process. NCBI's taxonomy places the organism in Eukaryota, Heterolobosea, Eutetramitea, Acrasida, Naegleriidae. The coding region runs from base 1 to 2718 and encodes 905 amino acids. Gene Ontology annotation, molecular function: beta-mannosidase activity. The transcript has 2 exons.
AUGCAAACGAAACCUAGCCAACAACAACAACAAUCAUUAUCAUCAAUAUUAUCACUCUCCAAAGGAUGGUGUAUUCAAAAUAGAAACAAAACCAUUCAUGAAUGUGGAAUUGAAAUUCCAGCCUAUGUGAAUACCAUUCUUUUUCAGAGAAAUAUGAUCGGAGAUCCAUAUUUUCGUUUCAAUGAUGUGUUGCAGAGAUGGGUGGCGUAUGAAGAUUGGACUAUUCGAAAUGAGUUUAACACGACUUUAAAUGUUGGAGAUCGAGUCUUUUUGGAAUUUAAAGGAUUGGAUACAAUUUGUGAUAUUUAUCUUAAUGAUCAAUACAUUGGAUCGAAUGUGAACAUGUUUCAUGAACUCACCAUUGAUGUGACCACAUUCAUUCGAUCAACAAACAAUGUGUUGGUGUUGAGCUUUCAGUCACCAGUGAAGUAUGCAAAAAAUCAAGCCACAAAGAGUUUAUAUCCAAUUCCUUCGAGUGAUAAUGAAGAACUUCAACAUGGAGAAUUAUUUCGAAAUUUCAUUAGAAAAACACAAAGUAGCUUUUCAUGGGAUUGGGGACCUUGUUUUGUACCAACAGGAAUUUGGAAACCUGUGCAUUUAGUGACAAUUUCUAAUUCAUGGAAUUUCAAAGACGUGUUGGUAGAAAUUUUCCCAAUCACAGAUUUGGAACAAGAAUUGAGAAAAUCCAUGUCUCCAUCGAGUAGUCUGAAUUUGAAACCUUUAUUGACCAGUACUUUUGUGGUCAAUGCAUCGUUUUUAGUGGAUGUUCUAUCUCCCACCAGCGCACUUUCCAAUGUCAAGUUAAGUGUAUCGAUUGAAAAAGAUCAACAAGUGGCAUGUACCACUUCUCGAAUCGUUUCAAUCAUGAUGCCUGACAUUAAUAAGAUCAUCUUGUCUUUGAGAUGCAACCAAGUUCAAUUGUGGUAUCCUGUUAGCUAUGGUUCUCAACCUCUCUACACGAUCUAUGCUUCUGUCACUACUCAAUCAUCGACAAGUACUCUACAGAAAAGAAUUGGAUUUCGAGAAUUUAAAAUCAUUCAAAAGUCUAUUGGAAAAGAUGAUCCUGUCAAUGAUCCCAGCAAAUCAUUUUAUUUCCAAGUGAAUGGAAUACCAAUUUUUGCAAAAGGAUCCAAUUACAUUCCAUCAGACUCAUUCCUUGAUCGAGUGAAGGAUCAAGAUAUUUACAAUUUAUUAGAUUCAUUUCUAGAAUCAAAUCAAAAUACUUUACGUAUUUGGGGAGGAGGUAAUUUUGAAAGAGAUUCUCUAUACGAUUAUUGUGAUGAGAAGGGAAUUUUGGUAUGGCAAGAAUUCAUGUUUGCGUGCAGUGUCUAUCCACGAGAUGAUGCAUUUCUCUCGAAUGUUCGCACAGAAAUUGAACAACAAGUGUCACGCUUAAUGCAUCAUCCUUCAAUAAUUUUGUGGAGUGGAAGUAAUGAAAAUGAAGCUUCAUUGUGGGGUGAUACUUGGUAUGGACCUGUCAUUUCGUCGUCGAACAAGAUGAGAUAUAUAGUGGAUUAUGGUGUUCUGUAUUUUGACACUGUUCGACAAACUCUUUUAACCAUAGAUCGAUCAAGAAAUUUCUGGCCUUCUUCACCAUCAAAAGGAGUCAUUAGUGAAAAUCCCUAUGUUGGAUAUUGGACAAAUCCUUAUGGUACUUCACUUGGAGAUGUUCAUUACUAUGAUUACAAUACUGUUUGUACCAAUGUUGAUAAUUUUCCAAGAGCAAGAUUCAUGUCAGAAUAUGGUCAUCAAUCCUUCGCCUCUUUGGAAACAUUCAAACCAGUGACACAGCCUCAAGAUUGGUUUUUCAAUUCGACCUUAAUGAAUCAUCGUCAACAUCAUCCACUGGGAACUGAACAAAUUUUGUUUCAAAUUGGAGUUCAUUUCAAAAUCAAUAUUAAUAGUUUGUAUGGAAAUUUCAAGAAUUUUGUGUACCUUUCUCAAUGUUCACAAGCACUCUGCAUGAAAGCUCAAUCCGAAUAUUACAGAGCGAUGAGAGAUGAUCCAAAUGUUCAAACACAUGGAGCACUCUAUUGGCAACUAAAUUCAAUUUGGCAAACAGUGGAUUGGGCUUCGUUAGAGUAUGGUGGAAAGUGGAAAUUGAUGCAUUAUUUUGUGAAGGAAUUUUUUGCAGAAACGAUCAUUCUUUCCUACGAGCAAGGUGGAUGGUUUAAGGUGGUUGUGACAAGUGACAGCUUGAAGCAGCAAUCACUUACCGCCACCAUUAAUCUUGUCACCUAUUCUGAUGGCUAUGUUAAACAAUCGAUCAGAAUUCCUAAUAUUAUUCUCACUCCAUUAUCAGGAACCAUGGUAUACGCCAAAAUGACAGAGCUAGUAAUAUUAGAGAGUUUCUGUUUUCUCGCUCGAAACUGUUUCGUUCAUUUGAAUUUACAGGACUCUGUGACAAAUCGAACCAUUUCUGAAAAUUUUCAUUUUCUGUCGCCACUCGCUCAAGUGGAUUUACCUCAAGCCACUGUGAAAAUUUCAGGAGCUACAUUUGUAAAUAGUAACAUAGUGGAAAUUACUGUACUUUCAGACAACGUGGCGUUCUAUGUUUGGUUUGAUGUAUUGAAAUAUCAAGGCCGAUUUGAUAGAAAUGCAAUCACCAUGUUGAAAGGUAGAGAGGAAAAGAUUAGAUUCAUGUCUAAAAAUCCAAUUCAAAGUUUGAAUGAUUUCAUUUCUGAUAUUUCUAUUAUUCAUAUUGGAAAUACAUUUUAA